Ogataea polymorpha is the source of this 1215-nucleotide messenger RNA. RefSeq lists its product as uncharacterized. The record is from RefSeq and is a predicted model, not a curated record. Gene Ontology annotation, molecular function: ATP binding; protein serine/threonine kinase activity. The transcript is spliced from 2 exons. Bases 1 to 1215 code for a protein of 404 amino acids. NCBI's taxonomy places the organism in Eukaryota, Fungi, Ascomycota, Pichiomycetes, Pichiales, Pichiaceae. Gene Ontology annotation, cellular component: preribosome, small subunit precursor; cytosol. Gene Ontology annotation, biological process: maturation of SSU-rRNA; protein phosphorylation.
AUGAGCGACUUGAAUCUAGAUGACUUGAGUUUAUCAGAUUCUGAUUACAGCUCUGAUGAGGGCAUUAGUGAGUCUGAUUCGUUCAGAGGAGCUACACACCAGGCUUUGAAAGAGAAAACUGAACUUCUGGACAAAUAUGCGUCGCAGAUCAAGGUGGAUCAAAUCAAACAUAGAGUUACCCGAGAUAAAGCUGAAAGAGCCACAGUGGAACAGGUCCUCGAUCCUCGGACACUGAGAUUCUUGUCCAAGCUAUUUAAAAACGGAACAAUUACGGAAAUAAAUGGAUGCAUAUCAACAGGCAAGGAAGCCAAUGUGUAUUACGCACUGAACUCAGAAACGGGAAAAGAAUAUGCUGUCAAGAUUUACAAAACCUCCAUUUUAGUGUUUAAGGACCGUGAGAGGUAUGUGGACGGUGAGUUCAGAUUCAGAAAUACCCGCAACCAGUCGAAUCCUAGGAAAAUGGUUCGCUUGUGGGCUGAAAAAGAGUUUAGAAAUUUGAAACGGUUGCAUUCUGCUGGGAUCCCUUCUCCUGAGCCAGUGGAUCUCAAAUCGCAUGUUUUGGUUAUGGAAUAUCUUAGCAAAGGAGACGGAUGGCCUUCUCCAAAACUGAAAGAUUACGAGUUCCAAGAUGACGAGGAAAUUGCACGCUUUUACAUUCGACUGCUUAUUUACAUGAGAUGGCUCUAUCAGAAAUGUCGGCUGGUACACGCAGACUUGAGCGAGUACAACACUAUUGUGCAUAAGGGAGAACUUUAUGUAUUUGAUGUUUCUCAGUCUGUGGAGCCUGAUCAUCAGAUGUCAAUGGAUUUCUUGCGAAUGGAUAUCAAAAACGUGAACGAUUUCUUUUCCCGGACAAAAAACAUCAAUGUUUUUCCCGAAAGGAUGAUAUUUCGGUUUGUUAUUGACUCGUGGUCAAACUUGAUUGCUGAGUUGAUUCCUGAAAAGAACGACCGGCUAUUGGCUUUGGACGACCCUGAGAAUCUAGACUUGCUCGAAAAAUAUCUGGCUACAUUACCUCACAAGACAGAAGAUGACCAAGAAGACAUUGUGUUCAGAUCAUUGCAUUUAGUUAGCUCGCUGAACCAUCUGGAAGAGCGCGAUUUCGAUAAGUUCAAGAGUGGGCAAGUGGACACCUUGAGAGAUUUGGUUAAGGAAUCUUCAAGUGAGGAAGAAGACGACGAUGAGGAGACGAAUGAGGAGAGCUAUGAUGAGUGA